CCCCAACCGCCAAGCAGGCCGAAGCGUCGAGGGCAUGCAGGAAAAAGCUCGCACCUCCAAAGCCAGCUUCCUCACCUAGGAAUUUCGGGAGUUCCUGGGCACCAUCCCACGUAAAAUGACGUGGACUAUUAUCAGCAGUUGGAAACGAACGGGGCCUCUUGUGAGCGCCUGUCGUGACGCAUGCCCCAAUCCGGGCCUCAUGCAUCACGCCAGCACACGCCCGUUUCCUGUUGUAUCUUUUCCACACCCGUCUUACUUUGCUCCGUAUGACCAUAUAGAACCUUUCAAGGACCAAAGCACCAAAAUGCAGCCAACAUCGCUGACCGGACGGCAACAGCAGCAGCUCGGUCUGCUGGGAUUAGCGGGGCGGACACAACCGGACAUGUUAGAGGCAGCUCGCGUAGCCGCGUUGCUAAAUGGCCAGGGCCAGUUUAACCUGCAGACGAGCGGGCUCGGAAGCGGGGCCCUGUCCGGUCAGAGUCUUAACUUAAGCCUGGGCAGCCUGCCGACCUCGUCGCUGCAGCAAACUUCUCAGCAAGCUCCUAUGCAGCAGUCUUCGCAGCUUGGGCUGCCUGACCAGCUCGCUCUGCUCAGCGGAUUCCCGGCCGCGCUCUUCCCCCAGCAGUACGGGUCGGGAGACCGCGACCUACAGCUCGGCGGCCUGCGUAAUGUGGGCAAAACGAAGUCUUCUGACAGCCGGAGCUCAAGUGCCUACGCGAGCAGGCACCAAGCGGCUGAGCAACGCCGCCGAACUCGAAUCAAUGAGAGGCUGGAGCUCCUGCGCAAGCUGGUGCCGCAUGCGGAGCGCGCCAACACGGCGUGCUUUCUGGAGGAGGUCAUCAAGUACAUCGAGGCGCUGAAGGCGCGCACACUGGAUCUAGAGUCGCAGGUGGAGGCCCUGACGGGCAAGCCGGUGCCCAAGUCGCUGGCGCUGCCCACCGGCAUGCCGUCGGUGCUGGCCGGAGGCUCCACCAGCGCGGACAACACCAACGCCAGCCCGCGCAUGGUUGGCGCAGCGACAUCGUCGCAGGGCGGGCCCGCGGGCUCGCUGCCAUCGGGGCAGCCGGGCGCCGGCGGGGCGGGCGCGGGCUCCCUAGCCAGCCCCUCCACCACGCCGCCCCCUACCAUGACCGCGCAGCAGGCCUCCCAGCAGCUCUCGCUCAUGCAGUCGGGCGGGCAGGCGGGCGGCUCGCAGGGCCUGCCGUCACAGCUGACGCUGCCCAGUGGCGGCGCCGGCGCGGGGCUGCUCUCGGCGGCGCAGCAGAGCCUGCUGGGUUUCCCCCAGUCGGGCGGCCUGUCCCUCUCAGGCGCCGGCCUGUCACUGGGCGGCAGCGGCCUGGGCCACGGCACCAGCGGCAUCAGCCUGACCCAGUUCGCCGGCAACCUGCAGGCGGCCGCCGCGGCCGCCGCCGCGGCGUCGCACGGCGCCGGCAGCCAGUCCCACUCGCAGUCGCAGUCGCAGCACUCCGGCCUCAGCCUGGGCUCGCACCACGUCACCGCGUCGCAGCUGAACGAACUGCAGGCCAUGCAAAUGAUGCAGUCGCUGCAGCAGCACCACAACCAGCACGCGGCGGCCGCCGCGGUGGUCGCGGCCGCGGGUGGCGGCGGCGGUUCCCGCCCGGGAUCCACGUUCCACCCCACCAACAACAAGGCGUUCCUGCACUUCAACGAGGACGCCUACGCCUUCAGCGGCAAGCCCGAGCUGUCGCUACCCGCGCGCAGCCUGCUGGGUGCAGCCGCGGCCUCCGCCGCCACGCCCAGCACGUCUCUCCAGCUGACCACCGUGCAGCUGCCCGCGGACUCGAACACGCUGCUCCAGGUGGAGAUGGCGCGCAAGGCCGCGUCGGGCUCUCCCGUGUCCAGCGAGGAGAGCGGCGUGCCGCUGAAGAAGCGCAAAGUGCUGGUGCUGUAAGGCCAAGUCGCGCUGGUUCUGCGAGAGCCAAGCGGCAAUGGCUGAGAAUGGCGGGCACAAUACUUUUUUAUGCGGCGGAUUGCCGCAGCCGUUAAGAAUCGUGGGGCACCUGGUUACGGAGAGCUGCAGCUGCGACGAGCUGCAGUUGCAGGACUAGCAACUCCACGGGCACUUUUGGAGCUAUUUGCCUAUAUGAUGGUUUUGUUUGCAUGUGCGUAGUUUCGCACGCGGUUGUAGCAGGUAGAGGUACCGGGCUCCAUAUAUUUACCAGUGCAGGCAAGCACCGCGAAAAGCGGUGCGCCCGCACGCUCGUAUCAACAUCCUGAGAUACAGACGCGAGGCUGGCGGCAUACGUAGUAGGUAUACGGGGCUAAAAUGGCGCGGGUUUCAUGCUGUGCACUCACACUAGUACAAUAUGCUCAAGGUUCAGAGGAGGGGGUGGAUCAGCCAUUUGAGCGAGGUAUUGUGUGUCCUCAAAAAAAUGGCAUGGCAUGCGAUAAUGCGGGUACGGCAACGGGGACGCACAUGUUUGGCUGCGGCAACGUGUGCGCGCAGGCGAAGGCUGCACGGCCAUUGGUGCCGCGCUCCUGGGCAUUCGCAGUGUGCAUUGGGGCGGUGCGGAAGCUGGUGUAGGUAGUAGAUGCAAUGCGUCAGCAUGCAAGGGAGAUGCCGGGUGUGCAAGGAGUCUGCAGCAGCAUAGAGCAAGGUUGCACGGUGGAUGGGAUUGAUGCCGAGGUAGUAUCACGAUGUUGGAUUCAUCCUUGCUCCCUGGUAGCGGUAGUACUAGACUGAUGAGGAAGUCAGGGGAAAAGGGGGAGCGCGUGUGUUAAGAGGUGUAGUGGUGCAGUGUGGUUGCACGCGGCUACAUGGCGUGACGAUUUCAGAUUCCGGGUGUGACGCCUGGGCGGGGCUGGCGCGGGGCCUAUCGGAUCAUGCAGAGAGAACGGAGGCGAGGGUGGAAGGGUUCGAGGUUCGAGUGGCUAUGCAAGCUGUCCAAUAACUUCUCACGUGUGGACGGCCGUACCUACUUGCUUUCUGACGCACGUGACUCUGCGCAUUGUCGCGACGGGAACGCCCAACGAACGGGCUGGUCAGGUGGGUCGCUUGAGCCAUGGGCCUUGGGUGCGCGAGAGUGGAUUGAUACUACCGACCACCUGCUUGCCGCUGCAGCGGUGUUGCCUUUGCCGGCACAGUUCGGAGCCGCGGCUGCGGUGGAAUUAAGAUAGAGCCGGUUUCGGAGGUGAUAUGUUUGUCAUGUUGAUAUUCACUGAUGUACGGGGCUGCCGGGCUGCUAUGGGUGCAGCAACCUAGCUGCGCACUCUCAGCACAAACGCCCGGCCGUUGCCUGAUACGUAUGUAGCCGGCCGGGAGUGCGCAUAGCUAAGGCGCAACGAACAGAACACGAACGCAGUGCUGACCCAUGAGUGCUGAUGAUGAACUGAGGCCAAGGCGGGCGGGGCUCCGCAAACCCGUGUUUGGCAUGAGACUGAGAAAUGCUGGUGGUAGGAUUGCUGGUGGUAGCUGGCGUUGAAGCCAAAACAGAAGGCUGGUGGAGGAGGCAGCGAACAGAAAUAACGGUACACUUGAUACAGUACGGUAGUAUGGUAAUGGUUGCUGUUGGGUAUUGUUGGCAGGGGGGUAAGCGUGUAAACUCGCCUUGCA
Chlamydomonas reinhardtii is the source of this 3574-nucleotide messenger RNA. RefSeq lists its product as uncharacterized. Gene Ontology annotation, biological process: DNA-templated transcription. The transcript has 3 exons. Gene Ontology annotation, molecular function: DNA-binding transcription factor activity; protein dimerization activity. Lineage: Eukaryota; Viridiplantae; Chlorophyta; Chlorophyceae; Chlamydomonadales; Chlamydomonadaceae. The record is from RefSeq and is a predicted model, not a curated record. Bases 305 to 1912 code for a protein of 535 amino acids.